This is a messenger RNA of Saprolegnia diclina VS20, 237 nucleotides long. RefSeq lists its product as hypothetical. Gene Ontology annotation, cellular component: gamma-tubulin ring complex; centrosome; interphase microtubule organizing center. Gene Ontology annotation, biological process: mitotic spindle assembly; gamma-tubulin complex localization; microtubule nucleation by interphase microtubule organizing center. NCBI's taxonomy places the organism in Eukaryota, Oomycota, Saprolegniomycetes, Saprolegniales, Saprolegniaceae. The transcript is spliced from 3 exons. The coding region runs from base 1 to 237 and encodes 78 amino acids. The record is from RefSeq and is a predicted model, not a curated record.
AUGAACAGCAGCGCGAGCGAGGUCGGGCAGGCCAAGGAAGCCUUCGAGACGGUCUAUGAGCUCUCGCGGCUUCUCAACACAGGCCUCGACCGCGAGUCGCUUGGCAUCAUCGUCUCGCUCAUCGAGAAGGGCGUCAACCCAGAGGCGCUCGCCGCCGCCGUCAAGGAGAUGCGGCGAACGACCUCCAACAAGACACUGGGAGGCCAGAAGGGCCAAGACAAGCAAUUCCAGUACUAA